Spizellomyces punctatus DAOM BR117 is the source of this 1299-nucleotide messenger RNA. RefSeq lists its product as uncharacterized. The record is from RefSeq and is a predicted model, not a curated record. NCBI's taxonomy places the organism in Eukaryota, Fungi, Chytridiomycota, Chytridiomycetes, Spizellomycetales, Spizellomycetaceae. The transcript has 4 exons. Gene Ontology annotation, molecular function: G protein-coupled receptor activity. Gene Ontology annotation, biological process: adenylate cyclase-activating G protein-coupled receptor signaling pathway. Gene Ontology annotation, cellular component: plasma membrane. The coding region runs from base 174 to 1196 and encodes 340 amino acids.
CGCAAGCAGACGAAACUGUAACAAAAGCAUUUACAUUCCUUUGUGAACGAUAGUCAAAUCGCGUGUCACUUCGUUUGGUGGCAUUUAUCGCGAUCGCAGAUAUCGUUUAUGAAUGUGCAUGGAUCGGCUCGAAUUUUUCGACAUUCGCUGACGGUGCUGAAUGUAUCUCGGUGAUGUACUUUGUUGUUGCCGGCAAUUUGGCAUCGGUCUUCAUGUCUGCGGCGAUAGCGCUGAAUAUAUUCUUGGUGUUUGUUGUCAAAUUCGGUGUAACUCCUAUUUACGAAAGAAUGUAUUACAUUGGAUCAGCGUCCGUUGCCAUCUUGCUACCGAUCAUUGGCGUAGCUACAAAAAGAUUAGGUUUCAACGGUGAAGAGUGCUGGUUUAAAGGACCGCCUGAUGAUUUAACGAACGCAUUUGGCUCUGAAUGGGGCUUCUUGUACUUCUGGAUCAGCUUAGUUUGCGUCCUAUGCUCCAUCGCUACUUUUCUGUUUUGGUACGUGCUGUACCAGAAUCAAAAGCAGAUGCUCGAGCUACCCAACCGUAUCACAUCCACACUCGCAAGUGCUAAAAAAAGCAAGAAAUCACGUAAGAAGGAGCAGCUCGUUAACAGAGCUGUUUCCCGUAUCAGUUGGUACUGCGUUGUACCCUUGCUUGCCCAAUCCUGGAACAUCAUUUUGGAUAUUUAUUUGCUUCUUGGGGGGAACUAUGGGACAUUUACUUCAGUCUGGAUGGCUUACUUGGCUUGCAUUUUUGCCUCAUUACAGGGCACAAUGAACGCUACCGUUUUUCUUCUUUUGGACCCGACCGUUGAGCACGCACGGAAAUCCCUCCGCAAGCACUUGGUCCAAACUCACUACCUAAAAUACAAGUGUCUGGAAACGCAGUCAAUUACUACUGUACCGAGUCCUGGUACAUCCCAUCGGAAGUUCGCGCAGCCAGAUGCUCACCUGGUGGAUCCAGAGACUGCAUCACAGCGUCCCGUUCCAGAAAGCAUUUACCAAAACGCAAUGUUCUGGCUUAUAAAGAAACUUUUUCUUCGCUCUGAGGAUUUGGAAGCAAAGACACCUGUCCGUAGUGAUACAGCCAAAGCCGGUGCACGUGGAAGCGUACAUUCACCGACUUCCAGCGACAUACCAGCAUCAGCAACGGGCGUUAGCAAUACUGAGGGUAAAGCCGGGGUUGUUGCAUUGCUCUGAUAUUCACCAGCGAACUGGAUUAGUUCUUAGUCUUGUAACAAUUGAUUUAAAUUCCCUUGUGAAAUUAAUAUUGAAAAUCUGAUAUUUCUUGAACGAUUGUUCC